AUGCAAACCGCCGGCUCGUACUCCUACGAGCUCGCCGAGUACAGCCGCGCCGUACCCGUCACCUACGCGCCGACCUUUGAGCGCCGCGGUGCGCCCGGCGCCUGGACCCAGCUGGUCCACACCUUCCUUCGUCGGACGGUGGCACGGUACGACCGCUCGGCCCUGUCGGCGCUGGGUGCACGGUGGUGCGUCUUCGACGGACUGCGCAGCUCCGGCGAGGCAGUGCCAGACGAGUCGGCGCGCUGCAGCGGCAGCGCAGAGGACAGGCUCGAGCCAGGCGUGCUGGAGGCGCGGCUGAUUGCGGCGUGGGAGGCGGCGGCAGCGGAGGACCCGCACGCGCUGUCGCCCGGUUUCGACGACGUGCUCCUCCUCGCGCUCGAGACCAGCUCGGGUGUGAUCGCGUGGGGCGAGCAGCGCCUCUACUGGUACUCCUCCCCUCCAAAGUACCUCUCGAUCUCGCGCCACCACAAGCACGUCGGCAAGCAGUCCUCGCGAGCGGAGGUCGACGGCAAGCGAGCCGUGUCUGGCUCGCUGCGCAUGCUGGCGUACGACGGCGCCCACCCGUCGUGGGCGGCGAAGGCGGCGCAGGCUCACCCUCCUCCCGCACUGCUCAAGACGGAGCCCUGCAAGAGGCGCUUUCUCUCCGAGGUCCGCUUCAGGAUCGACCCGCAGUGGUUCGUCGUCGUGGAGGAGAUGCCCGAGCCGGGGCAGGUCGCCCUCGCCGAGCGGCUGCCCUUCCGCUCGGCGCGCGGCCGGACCGACGAGAUGGAGGGCGCGAGGCUGGCGGCGUUGCUCAAUGCGAGCUGCGAGCUACUCUCGGCUUCGAUGGCCGCGAGCAGCGCCGUUGGCUCAGACGGCCCCUCGUCUCCCUCCGGGCACGCCUCCCGCCGCCUCGACGCCUCGACGCCGCGCGUGCCCGCCUCGCCGAUCGCAGCGACCGCCGCUUCUCCGUCCGACAAGGGCGUUGCGGAGUCUGUCUGGCGCACCGCGCCGGAGCCGCAGCGCGGAGGCACGAUCGACAACGAGGCCGCGACGCUCCGCCUCGGCCUCUCCUCCCUCUUCUCCGCCGUCGUUUCCCUCCCGGCCGCCGCGGCGCGCCGCAUCUUCGGCGGUGGCGGCGCGGCCGGCGACGACGGGUGGGAGAGGGCGGCGGUGGAGGCGGCCGAGGCGGCGGAGCUGAAGGCGUCGGACGAGACGCACACCGCGGGGGACGGCACUACCGUCAGCGCGAGCCGCGGCCGCAUGCGUGGCCGAGGGCCGAAGACGGCGGCGGAGGAGUACGACAUUGUGGUUCGGCCUCGCCGUCUCGCCGCCCACCUCGCGCGGGCGCGGCUGCACGGCGCGGCGGCGCGGCUGCUCGACCCAGCGGGCGGCCCGUGCCAGCGCGGCUCCUCGACCCGGCGGGGGAGCCGUACCAGUGGCCUCAAGUACCAGCUCGGCGUCGGCGUCACCCUCUACCUCAAGCUCCUCUCCUACCUCGCCCGCGGGUUCGCCCUCGCCGCCGUCAUCGCCGUGCCGCACGUCGCCGCGAACUGGCGCGGCGGCGAGCUCUCCUCGAUCGGCUUCGCUUCUGUGGACGUCAAGUUCUCGCUCGGCAACCGCAAGCCGUUCGACGUCGAGGUGUGGCCCUCGGGCAUCCUCGACCUCCUCUUCUCCUGCCUGCUGAUGGCGACCGCCCUCGCGCGCGACGUCGACGAGGGCACCAUCACGCCCGCCGACUACACCCUCCUGCUCACGGGCGUGCCUCGCCACCUCGGCGCGCGCGGCGAGGCCGCCCUCGGCACCGACGACCACGAGGCGGGCCGCGUGUACAGGCUCGACCUGACCCAGCUCGCCACCGAGACGACCGUGCUGCCGCCGCCGCUCGACGACACCGUGUCGGAGCUCGUGUUUGUGCGCGGGAGCGCCGCGUGGCUCGACACGACCAACGAGCUGCUCGACGCGCGCAAGCGGCUGCGCGCGCUCGUCCGCCCCGCCGGCCGCGCGCUCAGUGCAGAGACCGCCGCCGCGGCAUUCUCCAAGAGCGGCAAGGGGCCAAAGGUUGGGACGGCGCCGCCGCAGCCCGGCGACCCCGCGCCGCCCUCGCCGCUCGGGCGCUUCUCGCAGCGCCUCUCGACCGCCUUCAGACCGGAGGGCGACACCACUCCCAUCUCACCUCGCUCGGCCCGCGAGAGCGAGGCGCACCGCUCGCACGGAGUGCGCACGCCGAGGCCCGCCGAGAGGAGGCUGCGACGGGCCGUCCGUAGGCACGUCGAGGGGCUGCGCGAGGAGCUCGAGCGCGCCGCGAAGUCGGCGGGCACCUCGGCGGGCGAGGUGCGCGCGGUCCUCGUCUCGUUCAACUCGGUGGGGGCGAUGGAGAAGGUGAAGACUGAGCUGAAGCCCUCCGCGCCGCUCCUCUGGCUCCGCAACGCGUGGCCGCUCGCGGCUUUCGUCGGCACCGCGCCGCAGCUCGAGUACCCCGACCCAUCCUCGCCGCGCCGCACCCUGCGCUGCACGCUGUCGGUGCGCACCGCCGCCGAGCCGUCGGACCUCAUCUGGCCGUCGCUCGCGCGCACGGGCACCGAGCGGGCGGGGCGCGUCGCCGUGUCGUGGCUUAUCAUGUCCGCCGCCGUGCUGCUCGCCAUGAGCCUCGCCGUCCGGCUCACGACCAUCUGGGGGCUGCCUGCGCCGGCGCCGUCCUUCACACACACGUUCCAGCCCUGCCUCGACGUGCACUACCUCGACAGCUACUGGAGCGAGACGUUCGGCUCCGGCCCCUCGGGCUGCGGCCUGCGGCGCGACGGCACCGAGCCAAACAUGACCGUCGGGGCGGACGGGAAGAGGCACGAGUCCAACUUUGGAAAGGGGUGUGGCGGCGACCCGAGCUGCAUCCUGCACUCGAUCCUCGUCAACGCCUCGUGCGCCCCGAACGCCCAGUCUGCGCCGCCCGCCGAGCGGGACGCGAUGUUCGACCUCUCUCCCGCGCCGCGCUGGCUCGACGUGCCCGACGCACGCGUGGUUGCGAACUGGUACCCCUCGCAGAGCGGCAAGCGCGGCAGCCGCCCUCGCGGCAAGCGCGGCUUGCUGGAGGCGGCGGGGCAGUCCGAGGCGGAGGAGGGGCGCGGGGAGUGGACGUCCGAGGAGGGCCCGGGGAGGCUGCUCGCGGACGACCUGGAGCAGGAGCUGGUCGAGGUGACGAAGCCGAGGACGAGCGCCUGGUGGGCCUUCUGGGAGGUCGCGCCCGCGCCGACCGGCCAGACGGGCGCCUUCAACGUCUCCGACGCCAACGGCACGUUUUACCCAAAGUGCGACUUCCUGCGGCAGCGCGGCCCGCAGGGAGGCUACCUCGUGCCGAUCGGCGGCGGGCCCGUCGACUGCAGGGAGCACCCUUCCGAGUGCGAGGAGGCCUUCUGCUCCUUCUCCUCCGACUACAGCCCCGACGCGCCGCCGCCCUACCUGCUCCGGCCGACCCGCAUGUGCCCCUCGGCGGGCUCCUCGGUCCUCGCAAAGUCGAACGCGACGCGCAUGUCCGCGGCGGCAGCCGCGGCCGAGGCGGCGCAGGAGGGGCUCUCGGAGGUCUCGGCGGCCUUCACCGAGGCCUUCUCCAGCUUCGGCAGCUUCGGCGGCGGCGGCGGCGGCGGCGGCGGCGGCGGCGCGGGAGUGAACGUGAUGGGCAGUGGGGCGAGUGGGUGGGAGGACGAGGACGGCCUCGUCAACGCGUACGUGAUCGAGGGGUGCAACGACCCGAACUGCGUUCUCUGUACGCGCGCCUACCUCGACUGCCGCACCGACUCCGAGACGGCGCAGCUCGAGACGGCGCCGUUGCUGUCGGCGGCUCGGCUGACCACGUACCGCACCUUCGCCAUCUCGAUCAUCGUGCUCGUGCUCGGCCAGGGCCUCUACUACCUCACGCCGUGGCUGGCCGACUUCUCGUGCGCGCUGACCUACUCGGCCAAGCAGCGCUCCUUCAUGCGGUACAACGUGUUCAUGACCUUCUUCUUCACGCUGUGCACGCUGCUCUACAUGGAGAAGUCCGGCCUGGCCAAGCUCGGCUUCUACCUCCGCUCGGGCAAGCAGAUCUACGCGCUGCUCUUCUCAUACGUCACGACCAAGAUCCUGAUGCUCUGGUCCCUCGUGCCCGCGAUGACCUUCGUCAAGAGCCGCCUCCUCGCGCGCUUCCAAAGGACGCAGCGCGACAUGAACACCUGCUUCGAGGGCUACGAGUUCUACUACGCGCUCAACAUGGCGCAGAUCCUCUUCCUCGUCCUGCUCGCGACCAUGUUCUCAUCGGCGCUCCCGCUCGCGCUGCCGAUGUGCUCCGUGUACCUGGCGCUGCGCUACGUCACCGAGCGGCUCUACUUCGUCAAGUUCUACACGCGCACGCCCGCGUACGACGACAAGCUCUUCCACGCGGCGUACGGCUUCCUCCCCCUCGCCCUCCUCGGAAAGCUCGCCGCCACCUACAUCCUGUACCGCCCGACGCGUGCGGCCAACCUCACCUUCGCCAUCCAGCUCUUCACCUUUGUCCUCUGGCUCUCGAUCGACCGCGGCUUCUGGGCGUGGGUCCUCGCGGUGCGCGGCGGCGCAAAGAUGCGCGAGUACGAGUCGGACCUCGCCGAGUCCACCUCGCACCAGGUGGGGCGAGCGCGAGGGCUGCUCGACCCGUACGACCCCUUCCCGCCCGUCCUCGACCCGCCCGUCCUCGAGGUGCACGAGCUGCUGCUGCUGCGGCCCGUCGCGACGUGGGCAAACCCGCAGAGGCUGCCCGCCUUCGCCACCUGCCCGAACUGCUUCGCCACCUGCGCCAUCCCCGAGCCCGGGACGCCCGUCGGGCGGCACCGCUGCCGCCCCACGCGCGCGCUCAAGUCGGCCGAGGAGGAGGGCCAGCGGCGCCGCCUCGCCCGCCUGCCCGGCUGGGGCAAGGGCAAGAGCGGCAAGGGCCCACUCCGCCGCGCGAACUCCUCCGCCGGCGCCUCCCUCGGCAACAGCUUGGGCGAGCGCACCUCGCUCGCGCUCGGCCCCUUCUCCCCGGCGCUGCUGCCCCCGGCGGGCGGCGGCGGGGGCUCCCCCGCAUACGCCGCCUCGUCGCCCUCGACGACCGAUUUGUCCUCCUCCUCGGACGGCGAGGAGGAGGCUUCGCCGCCCGCCCCCGCCCCCGCCGCCCGCCCCUCUCGUGGCCGCGGCCUUCUCCGCCGGUCGGGCGGCGACGGCGACGCGACCUCGACUGCCGGGCUCAUGCCGUCCGGCGCGCCAGACUCCGCCUCGCCCGACCACCGGCAAGCCUCGCCGCUGCCGCAAGCCGCCGGCCUCGGCUCCGCGUGGCCCGGCGCGCCGUCAGCCUCGCACGGCGCCGCGCCCGGCGCCGCGCCGAGCGAGCCUCUGCCGGAGGCGAGCUGGACGCGCGUCGCUCGCAUCGGCGGCGCGUCGACGCUGCGCGCCUUUGGCUCGUGGACGGAGGCGCGCGCGUGGCUCGAGCAGCACUUGCGCAUGUCCGAGCGGGACGGCCCGCUCGGGCCCUCGGCACAGUUGGCCGAGGAGGACGGCGAGAGGUACACGUACACGGGCAUGCCGACGCUGCUGCUGCCGCCGCUCUCGCGGCCGACCGCUGGCUCGCGCGUGACCGUCUACGACUGGUGGAACAAGGAGCUCGGACAGCGCACCUGCAGCAGACCUGAGCUCGGACAGCGAACCAUCCACGCGGGCGCGCCGCGGGACGGCGAGGUCUGCCUCGGCGUCCAGUUCGUCGCCCUCACCGGCGGCAAGAUCACCGCCUCGGGCGCGGCGCCGCCCGGCACCGCCGCGGUCUGCGACUUUUGGGACCGCGGCCGGAGGCAGGUGACGCUGCACGCCGGCCCGGCGCGGCGGGGGGAGGAGCUGCGCCAGCUGCAGUUCUACGCGUGGACCGAGGCGCAGCCCGAGCUCGGCACGGUGCCAGUCUACGAGUGGGAGCACACCCACUCGCGCGAGCUCUCUGUCCACCCCGCGCCGCCCUGGCCGGGCGAGGAGCCGACGGCGGCGCGGGUCGUCUUCCACGCGCUGCCGCCCGCCGCCGCCUACGCGGUCAGUCUGCGCGCGCGCGGCCGCGAGCUGGCGAGCUCCGCGGUGAACGAGGCGCAGGGCGACGGCGUGGCGGCCCAGCUGAUCGGUGCCGCGAUGUCGGGCGACGGCGCUAUGGAGAAGAGGAUGCGCAGGGAGAUCUCCGAGUAUCUCGGCGGCGGCGGCGGCGAGGCCGUCGGUGAGGACCCGGAGAGUGGCGACGAGGAGCCGCCCCAGCGCGGCGACCUGAGGGUGCCGGCGGCGGACGAGUGGGUGGUAGGGUACACGCGUGAGCACGGCGAGUACGGCACCCUGCUGUGGCGGCUGCUCGAGGCGAGCACGCGGCUCGAGAUGUCGAAGCUGCUCGAGGACUGCCUCGAGCUCGGAGGAGCCUCGCGCAACGGCGGCGCCGACCCGCAGGUCUGGGAGUGCGUCUGCGUUGCGGCGGAGCUGUGCGAGCCGGACGCCGACCACGAGGGCCCGUGGACCCGCUGGGUGGCGGUGCUGCGCUCCGGCGGCGUACCACGCUUCGUCAACGGCCGGCUCACUGCGGCGCGGCGCGAGGUGGAUUGGGCGCUGCGCGCCUCGGUCGGCGGCGUCGUGCAGCGACGGCUCGCGGACGGGCUGCAGCUGGUGGCUUCGGGCGGCACCGCGGGCGCCUUCAACGUGCGCCUCCUCGUCUCGUCUCGCCGGGUGCACCACUGGGCGCGGCAGCACGUGCGCAUCGACUCGCACUGGGACCGGAUCGAGGCGUGGAUCGCGCAGCUGGCGCAGGUCGACGGCUCCGCCGGCGGGCCGCCCCUCGUCGAGACGGUGUCGUACGUCUCCGGAGAGUGGACCGUCUCCGCCAUCGCCCGCGCCGCCGCAGACGUGCCCGUGUCGCAGCGGGUGCUGGCCGGGCCGGCGUGGCCCGCGGGAGAGAUUCAGGCGCUGCUGCGGAGCGGCUUCGUCGUCAGCGCCGCCGCGCGCGGCCCGGCGGGCUCGGCGCACGCGGUGGUGGUGGUGAUGACGCGCAUGCCCGCGUCCGUGGCGCCGCUCGUCUACCGCGGCCGCGGUUCCUCCUCCGGCUGCGCGCCGCUCUGCGACGCGCGCCCCUUUUCCGAGCGGGCCGGCGUGCGCGUGCACGCCUCGAGCAGCGAGGCGCCGCCGCGGCUCGAGGCGUCCCGCUCGCGCGUGACCGACGUCGCGUACUCGCUGCCGUGGCAGCUCGGCGUGUGCGGCGGCGCGAUGCUCGACACGAUUGCGAUGCUCCUCAUCGUGGCGGAGGUCCUGCCUGCUUGGUGCACGCCGGUGCACGAGGCGAUCUCGCUGGCGGUGCUGGUGCUCUUCACGGUCGACAUCGCGCUGCGGCUGAUCGCCGAGGGACCGAGCUUCUUCUCGGACCGCUGGAACAUCUUCGACCUCGCCCUCGUCCUCCUCUCCGUCGCCGCCAACGCGUACGUCGCCUUUGGGGGCGGCUCGCAGGCGACCAAGCAGGCGCCAGUCAUCAUGCGCGCCUUCCGCGCCAUCCGCGCCGUCAUCCUCGCCUACCGCACCAUCGAGAGGCUCGAGCAGGGUGCGAGGAGCCGGCGCGGCCCGCCGGUGCAGCACCGCGCCGCCUUCAUCACCGACAGCGACGAGGGCACCUAUUGGCGGUCGGGGCGGGCGCCGGGCGGGCCGGGCAGUCCCUUUGGCGUCACCGUCACCAUCGACCUCGGCUGCGAGCGGCCGGUCGAGGCGAUCUCGACGCUGUGGGGCGGGGAGCACGUGCAUCGCAUGCCCGCGCAGUGGUCGCUCCUCGGCGCGACGCACGCCACCUUCGACCCGGCUCCGCCCGAGGUGGUGCACGCGGAGCCGGGCCAGAUGCCGGGCCACUGGCGGCUGCACGAGCCUCUGGUGAUCGCAUCCUUCGACGCGCCGGCGACGCCGCGGGCGGGGCCGCCCACACCGCGCGCUCCCGGCGCCGGCGCUGCCGCUGCCGGGUCAGGGUGGGGCGCGGGAGGCGCGGGCGGGCCGACGGCGCAUGCGCCGCACGUGCCUCGCUCGGCAGACCUGCACAUCGACGGUGUGACGUGCUCGUACACGGUGCUGCCCGAGACACGCGAGCUGCAGGUGCUGCCCGAGACGCGCAAGCUGCGCUACGUGCAGCUGCAGCUGGUGCGCCCCGUGGCCAAGCUGAAGGCCUACUCCCUCCGCCAGGUCCAGGUGGUUGGGCCGAGGCUGGCCGAGGCGCGGCCGUGGUCGUCUCGCAACCAGAAGGACGGGGACAGCGCGGCAGAGGGCGGCGUGCUCACGCGCCUCUCGCGCGCCGUGAGCACGUCCUGGUCCGCCUACCGCGAUGCACGUCUCACCUCGUGA
Messenger RNA from Emiliania huxleyi CCMP1516, 8352 nucleotides. RefSeq lists its product as hypothetical. Gene Ontology annotation, molecular function: calcium-activated cation channel activity. Bases 1 to 8352 code for a protein of 2783 amino acids. The transcript has 15 exons. NCBI's taxonomy places the organism in Eukaryota, Haptophyta, Isochrysidales, Noelaerhabdaceae. Gene Ontology annotation, cellular component: plasma membrane. Gene Ontology annotation, biological process: monoatomic ion transport; transmembrane transport. The record is from RefSeq and is a predicted model, not a curated record.